UUGUGAGUAACACGCUUCAAUUCGUCGUUUACUAUACAAGAUUACUUUGUUUCAAUCCUGCAACCCAGUUUCCUUAGCAACAUUUACAACCAACAGGUCCAACAAAGGUUAAUUAUUGCGCAAGCUUUCAUUCGCCAUUAACAAUGGCGGCAUCAACCUCAUCAGCAGCAACGACAAACCUAAUGCUAGCAAUCAAUGAGAAGAAAACCAACUCCCUUGAUCUAUACCGUCCUCUACGAAAUUACAUAGCUUUGCAUUACUCAGAACGCGAAGCACGAAACCUUGAAGACGAUCUUGAAACCGUCAAUCAAUUACGAUCUGAUGUUGAAAAAUCUUCCGAUUCGCCACCUGCUAGACGCGAUCUUUUAAUCAAGUACUUUAAAUGUCUUUGUUUGAUGGAAACUCGAUUCCCGAUUUCUCCGGAUAAGGAUCACAUCAACGCAUUACAGUUUGUUUGGUUUGAUGCUUUUAAACCUAAGAAUAAGUCUUCUCAGGUGAAUCUUUACUUGGAGAAGGCUGCUGUUUUGUUCAAUUUGGGUGCGGUUUAUAGUCAGAUUGGGUUGUCUUUCGAUCGGACUUCGGUGGAGGGAAGGAAGCAGGCGGUACACAAUUUUGUGACUGCCGCAGGGGUUUUUGCGUAUUUGAGGGAUAAUGUUUCGGUGAAAGCUGCAGCUGGUGGGUCUGCUACUGUGGAUGUGUCGGUGGAGUGUGCGGGGAUGUUAGAGAGGUUGAUGGUGGCUCAGGCACAGGAGUGUGUUUUUGAGACAAGCAUUUCUAAAGGAAGUACUCCUGGUGUUUGCUCCAAGAUUUCCCGUCAGGUUGGAAUAUUCUAUGAGGAAGCUUUAGCGGCACUUAAUGUUCCUCCCCUUAGUCAACAUUUUGACAGAACUUGGAUAGCUCAUGUGCAGUUGAAGUCAUCUCUUUUCUUCGCUGAGGCUUGCUAUAGGUACAGUUUAGAGCUCCAUGAGAAAGAGGAAAUAGCUGAAGAAAUUGCUAGACUAAAGGCUGGGGUUAGUGCUUUAUCUGAUGUUAAGAGAACCAGAGGAGCUCCUGCCCAGCUCCUAGACGCUGUUUGUAAGCUGGAAGCAAAUCUAAACCACAAUUUGGAGAGGGCAAUGAAGGAGAAUGAUAGAGUAUACUUGCAAAGAGUUCCACCAGCAACUUCAUUGGCUCCACUUCCUGCAUUUUCCAUGGUGAAACCCAUGCUUCUUGAUGAAAUAGUGGAUGCCAGCAAAGAGAAGAUGUUCAUGUCGCUUGUUCCAGACAGCAGUACAAAAGCACUUUCCAGAUACACUGAGAUGUUAGACGAUGUUAUCAGAACACAAGCCGAGAAACUCCAGCAGGGAAGUGAGCUAGCUAGAGUGAGGCUUAAGGAAAUGGACUUGCCUGAUUCUCUUCUAGCAUUGGAAGGGAAUGCAACCCUUCCCGAAAUUCUUAAAGAAGAUGUGGAAGCAGUGCAGAUUAGUGGUGGCCCAGCUGGACUGGAAGCUGAGUUGCAGCAGCUCAGAGAUCUGAGGAGGGUGAAUCAUGAAUUGUUGGUGCAGACAGAAGAACUUUUACAGAAAGAAGCUCAAGAGGAUUCUCACUUUAGAAGCCAAUUCGGCACACGAUGGACUAGACCUCAAUCCAGUACACUUACAAAGAACCUGUUAGAUAGACUGAACAGAUUUGCUGCAAACUUAAAGCAAGCUGGAGAAAGUGACGCUAGAAUUGAGCGUUCUGUUAGAGACCAUUCUACUCUCAUGUCUAUACUUGAUCGUCAUCCUAUUGAGACUGCACUUCCAACACUAGCGAAACCAAUUAUGUCUUUGGAUGCUAAUGAAGAUGCAAUAGUUGGAGCUUUGAAGCAAAGUCUGAGGCAUUUAGAGACUCUUGGAGCAGAGCGGGCAGGCCUUGAAGACAUGCUAAAAGAAAUGAAAAGAAAGGAUGACAUACUUCCCAAACUGAUGACAUCUACUGGAUCUUAUGAGGAUCUUUUCAAGAAGGAAUUAGCAAAAUAUGAUCAUAUCUGUGAGGAGAUUUCUCGAAAUAUCCAGGCACAAGAGCAGCUAUUAAUGCAAAUCCAGGCUCAAAAUGAUCAGUUUGCAGCUAUCUUUAAUCUUGAAGAUUUCAAGGCUUCACGUGAGAAGUGCUUUAAGCAGAUUGAAGCAGCAAUAGCAAAGUAUCGUGAGAUUAAAGAAAACAUAAACGAGGGACUCAAGUUCUAUGUAACCCUUCAGGAUGCAAUUACAAAUGUUAAGCAACAAUGUAGUGAUUUUGUAAUGACAAGAAAUAUCCAGUGCCAUGAAAUGAUAGAAGAUGUACAGAGACAAGUAUCAGGGCUUAGUUUACAGGGAAACUCGAGUAAUCAAAACUACCCAUAUGUAAGGGAACCCCAUCAGCCUCCAAGAACAAUGUCUCCGCAACAAACCGAUAAUGGAAACAUUUCCCAACCUUCUAGGCCUCUUGCACCUGCACCCUAUUAUCAGCCACCCCUACAGCAAACCGAGAAUGCAAAUGUUCCCCUAGCUUCUAGGCCUCAAGCUCCCGCACCUUAUUAUCAGCCACAAAAUCCCUCAACGCCUGGAUAUGCUCCACCUUAUGGUGCCUCACAAGGCCCCUCUCAGCAACCACAUCCUCCACCUUAUCAUGCUCCACCAUCAAGUAGUUCUCCAUAUCAAUCCCAACAACCACACCAGCAGCCACCCGCCAAUUAUGAAUAUGGGCAGCCUGCUUAUCCCGGAUGGCGAGGUCCAUAUUACAAUGCACAUAGCCAACAACCUUCAUCCUUCCCUCGACCGCCAUACACUGUUCCUGGUCCCUAUCCUCCUCAGCAAAGUGGACACUACAGACCACAAUGAUGUCACCAAAAUGAAGCAAGCAAUGUCAAUAAAUAAAAGCAUUUUCUCACUUCGAAACUCCAUCAGUGUCUAUGGUUAAUCUACCCUCUUUAGGAAUAAUUGCAAGUCUUCUAUUACAAGAUACGCCCCCCAUACUUAUGGAGGGUCCUAUAGUUGAGAGAAGAGAGAUCAAUUUCCUUACAAGAAUACAAAUUGGCAUUGUUAUUGCAAUCAUAUUGAUGAUUAUCUCAGCUUUAGUGAAGAUUGAAACCGUGUUUUUGGCUAGCACCUCGAGAUAUCAUGGUUGGUGUAGGUUUGCAGAUGUGUUUCUAUAAACAAGUUCUGGACUCAAUGAGAUGCUUAUUUACAUUGGUAUUAUCGGUGUCGGGCGCUUGUUGAUUACUGUUGUGAACUUUGUGACAGGCAAGGAUGAGAACAAUAGUCGACUCGAUUAUUAUGACGAGAACAAUGUUUUGUAUUGAUUUUGUGCGCUUUUAUGUUUUUAACCGAAAUUUAUUUGUAUAUAAAUGUCCAGAUCAGAACUGAGAAAAGUGUGUUGGUAAAUAAUGUUUCAGCUGCUGGGGAGAAAUUAAUGUACGGUAAACCUCAAACAUCUAGAUUUAAGUAAUUGUAAUGUUAUUUUUUGAAGUAUUUGAUGCAAGAUUUUCUAUGUGAUUAUAUUUCCAUGAACUUUUAAUUAUUUUAUAUAAUAAUUUUAUUACCUUA
Amaranthus tricolor (Joseph's coat) is the source of this 3545-nucleotide messenger RNA. Its product is annotated as vacuolar-sorting protein BRO1. Gene Ontology annotation, cellular component: endosome. Gene Ontology annotation, molecular function: protein binding. Gene Ontology annotation, biological process: protein transport to vacuole involved in ubiquitin-dependent protein catabolic process via the multivesicular body sorting pathway. The record is from RefSeq and is a predicted model, not a curated record. The transcript is spliced from 8 exons. NCBI's taxonomy places the organism in Eukaryota, Viridiplantae, Streptophyta, Magnoliopsida, Caryophyllales, Amaranthaceae. Bases 144 to 2840 code for a protein of 898 amino acids.